Messenger RNA from Amyelois transitella, 2156 nucleotides. RefSeq names its product BTB/POZ domain-containing protein 2. The coding region runs from base 364 to 1713 and encodes 449 amino acids. Gene Ontology annotation, molecular function: protein binding. The transcript has 2 exons. Gene Ontology annotation, cellular component: P-body; cytosol. Lineage: Eukaryota; Metazoa; Arthropoda; Insecta; Lepidoptera; Pyralidae. The record is from RefSeq and is a predicted model, not a curated record. Gene Ontology annotation, biological process: neurogenesis.
GAUACGAUCGUACCGAUCGAUAAUUUCACAUUUCUUUGUAUCGAUUAUAUCGAUACCACACGAAUGGUGACAGAAUCUGUUUGUUUUUGUUAUCAAAGAGUUUAUAACCGCUUCGCUUGAUAUAGCUUAGAACAUUCUAAGAAGAUUCUUUGAUUUGAUGUCUUCUGGGUAAUUUAUUAGGAAUUCUCGAUUAUUUAACAAAUAUCUGACUGAUUGACUAUUUUGGCUAAAUUAUUCCGCGAGUCCAUGACGAAGAGGCUGAGAAUUGGUACAUAUAGUGGUAGGCUUUAGAAAACAAGUUUUUGAAAAUAUAAACUAUUGAUUCUUGGUCCAAGUUCAAGGUUUUUGUUUACUUCGGAGAAGAUGGUUCUUAUAAGUAAUGAAAUCUCAAAAAGAAACUUAUAUGACAGAGUCAAGAAAUUAUUAGUGUCAUAUGAAUGGAGCGACUGCAGGUUUUCUGUGUCUGGGAAAGACUUUAAGGCCCAUAAACUCAUUCUUGGUAUCAGCAGUCCUGUAUUUGAAGCUAUGUUUUAUGGACCACUCUCCACUGACCAUGAUGUUGUCAUAACAGAUAUUGAACCUGGUAUAUUUCAGUUACUUCUGAACUACAUUUAUACUGAUAAUGUUGAGAUUAUAUCUAUAGAACAAGCAUUUGAAUUGUUGUAUGCCUCUAGAAAAUAUCUUCUUGAACAUUUGUCUGAGAUGUGCAUUGCCUACAUUAAAGAAAAUAUUAGUAUUGAUAAUGUGAUUGAAAUUCUCAAUUAUCCGGAAUAUUUGCAAGACAAACAACUUAUUUCAUCGUCUUUAAACUUAUUUUGCCAACAUGCAUACCAUCUUAUACAUGAAAAUGAAAUGCUAUUAUCUUCAGAAUAUUUAAAAUUAAUACUGGAACGUGAUAGAAUUAAUGUCAUGGAAAAAGAUCUUAUUAAACAUGUAUUUGAAUGGUCUCAGUAUAUCUGCAAAUUGAAUAAUAUGGCAUGUACACUUGAAAACAGACGAAAAAUAUUAAUAGAGAAUGGUAUUUUAAAAUUGUUACGAUUUUUCACAUUAUCAAUAGAUGAUUUUGAAGAGGUCAUAAAAGAUGAUAACAAUCUUCUAUUGCCAAAUGAAUCUAUUUAUAUUAUGAGAGUACUUAGGCAAUCUGAAGAUGUGAUCAGUAAUGACACAAACAAUUUACUGAAUCUAUCUCUGAUACCACGAAGUCCACUGAAAAUGCAAUGGCAAUUUUGCCAUCGCAGCCCAAUAAGACCAGUAGCUCCACUUGUUAUAGAUUCUAGUAAUUACAUUGUUACCACCCGCUUGAAAUGUAACAAAUCAAUUUUCAUUAACUCCCUAUAUAUACCCACACGAAUGAGCCCACCAAUCACAUUUAGGAAUAAUGGUCCUGAGAAAUACUCUGAGCUAUUGUGCGUAUCAAUUAUUUCAGAGUCUGAUAAUAAUGUAAUAAAACAAACAAACUUUUUGAACACUGUGCAAUAUAAUGCAUUUGUUGAUGUGGAAUUAAAUGAACCCUGUCUCAUCAAAAAAGAUGAAUGGUAUAAAAUUCGUUUUUUAUGGCCACAGCAUAGUUAUGUUCCACAUGCAUAUAUGGUGGAAUUUAGAGAUUCAGUAUAUAAAGGUUAUCAAAUCUCUUUAAAAUUUAAUGAUAUCCUAUCAGUGGGCACUGUUGGGAGGCAUGGUAGUUUUCUUGGAGGCUUAAAGUAUUGCUUGUAAAUACAUUUUCAAAAUUUCAAGUUUUUAACAUCUAUGAUUUAGGCUGGGCGUUAUAAUCGCGAUAAAUCAGUCACUCUAAUUAUUUUAUGUAAUAUAGAAAGAUGACUGUGUUUAAGGACUAUCUGUGUAAAAUGAAUGGAAUAAUAACCUAUAUGGGCUCCUACCCCAGCUAGAUUAAUUUUUAUCGAGGAAAAUUCAUAUUUUAAUAAAUACUAUGAGAUGGCAGCUAGGGAUCGAUAACGCGUUUUGUGUUCCCACUGUGCAAACAAAAAUCAGAAGAAUCAGAUUUCUUAAACGCAUCAUAAAAAACUUAUGAAAAAAAUUUAUGCGCAAUGUUUUAGCAAUUUAUAAAUAACGGACAGUUUCACAGAUUUUCAAAAGAUACUGUUGAGACGAAAUUAAUUAGUAAAUUUAGGUUUAAGGUAUUUGAGAGUAAAAUACUA